Messenger RNA from Henningerozyma blattae CBS 6284, 831 nucleotides. RefSeq names its product putative ATP-binding cassette family ATPase CAF16 (gene CAF16). Bases 1 to 831 code for a protein of 276 amino acids. The record is from RefSeq and is a predicted model, not a curated record. The transcript has a single exon. Gene Ontology annotation, molecular function: ATP hydrolysis activity; ATP binding. Lineage: Eukaryota; Fungi; Ascomycota; Saccharomycetes; Saccharomycetales; Saccharomycetaceae.
AUGUCAAAAGCUGUUGAAAUUAAAAACCUAACUUAUAAGUUUCCUGAACAUGAAACUCCAGCAUUAAAAAAUAUUGAACUUUCUAUACCUUGGAAUACAAGAACAUUAUUAAUUGGUUGCAAUGGUGCCGGUAAAUCUACUUUGUUGAGAUUAAUCAGUGGUAAACAUUUAUGUUUGAACGGGAAUAUUUUGGUUAAUGGACUUGAUCCAUUUUCACCUACAAGUAUGGAUGUGAGUGGCGAAGAAGAGUGCCAAAAUACUACUUAUUUGGGUACUGAAUGGUGUCAUAUGAACAUCAUCAAUAGAGAUAUUGGAAUUCUUGAAUUACUCAAUAGUAUUGGUUAUCAACAUUUCAAAGAGCGUGGUGAUAAACUAAUCGAUAUGCUAAGUGUAGAUUUAACAUGGAGAAUGCAUCGUUUAAGUGAUGGUCAAAAGAGAAGAGUACAAUUGAUCAUGGGGCUAUUGAAACCAUGGAGAGUAUUGCUGCUAGAUGAAGUUACUGUGGAUCUCGAUGUCAUUGCAAGAAGCAAGUUGCUAGAUUUCUUAAAAUGGGAAACUGAGACACGUAAAUGCUCCGUUAUCUACGCGACACAUAUUUUUGAUGGUCUUGCAGAAUGGCCAAACUAUGUUAUACAUAUCAAUGGCGGUGAAAUCGUACAACGCUUGGAUUAUGCCAAGGAUGUCAGUUUCAGUUCCGAUGACAACAAGAAAACCAAGAAAGCUGUUACCACAGGUAACACCCCUGGUAGUGUGAGCAUCUGCAAAGUCGACUCACUGCACCCACUAGCCCUAGCUUGGCUUCGUGGUGACAUCGGAGAGGCUACGGACUAA